Molecule: messenger RNA, 4202 nt
Organism: Paramacrobiotus metropolitanus
Lineage: Eukaryota; Metazoa; Tardigrada; Eutardigrada; Parachela; Macrobiotidae
Product: protein mesh-like
Exons: 19
Coding region: 229-3918 (1229 amino acids)
Biological process (GO): cell-matrix adhesion
Source: RefSeq, a predicted model, not a curated record
GAUACCUGUGCAACAUUUGCAGCAUUUCUGUAAUCAGUGGAAGGCAUUUUGGGCACUGUUUUAGCUGCAAUAGUGUUGAGAAACCACCAAGUUUGACUGCAUGUUUACACACUAUAGUGCGGAUAUGGUCACACCGUAGAAAGUGUAGUUUUUGAUAUUUUCCGCUGCACAACUUCCGGUUGUAGUUUUUUCUCUCACUGCCGACAGUAUUUGUAACCGGCUCCAGCCAUGGAGCGCUGGAUGUGGUUGUCGGUUUUCCUGUCCGUGGUAUUAUGUUACGCUUACGCCCAAAUGUUUCCUCAGAAUUUACCACCUCAGUCACCAAUGAACAACCCGUUCGCCCGGCCUCCCGGAGGGGCGGCUGCGCCGAUCACUUGGAAUUCCCGUCCUCUGACAACAGGACAGCGUCCAAAUCAGGAACGCUAUCCAGAUCUCAGAAAUCCUUAUAUGCCGCAAGAAUACAGAAGAGAUCCACUUCUUUACUCGUAUGGGCAUGAAUGGGGCGAUAAAAGCCCGGAACGACGUGGAGGAGUGACGGAACAGGUCAAUAUUCCGUUCCGACUCCCGUUUUACGGAGGUGUAUACAAUUAUACAAUUGUUGCUACCGACGGUUUCAUCGCGUUUGCGCCGCCCCCACACGGAACUUCCAACAAUCCUCAAUUUCCUAAUCCCAGAUAUCCGCAGGAGCGUGAUCAUCCGUUUAUCGCGCCUUUUUACUCCAAAACCGGCUUUACGCGCCGGAGCAACGUCUUCUACCGGACCGUCGCUAAAGGUCAAAUCGCGAGCACGGCUCCCGGACUGCAAGAACAGCAGAGAAAGCAAUAUUAUGAGAAUGACUUGAUCUUGGAAAUGGCCCUGCGCGAUAUUCGCUUUGGCAUAAUUGGUGCCGAGGAAUUCGUACCGAUUGCCGGCUUUCUGGUUACCUGGAGCAACUUGACAUUCGAAGGCAAGGCUUUCGAUGAUGAUAAGCUGGAGACGGAGCCAGUGCCGGAAAAUACCUUCCAGCUACUGGUUGUCACCGAUGAGGAAGCACGCACGUAUGCCAUUUUCAACUAUAAGGAAGUUAGCUGGACAACGCAUUCCGGCGCAUAUGGUGAUGUGCACACUGGUCUCGGUGGUCAUCCAGCGCGGGUUGGUUUUAACGGUGGUAACGGCACCGGUUUCUGGGAAUUGGCACCAUUUUCCAGGGACACUCGUCUGGCUCAAAUCGACGAGCGAUCUAACGUCGAUUUCACUGGCCGAUAUAUUUUCCGUGUUGAUGAAGUUAUCCAACCAGCUGGAUGCGUUGAAGGAGUUUAUCAGGGCAUGGCGUACGCUGCACCCAGUGGAGGCAGCAUGUUGGGUGGUGAAAUGAUCAACGUCACCGGACCGUGUUUCCUGCCAUCGAGUCAGAUCCGCUGCAAGUUCGGCCAGUAUGAGACGCAGGGCAUUUAUCUGAAUCCCGUCCAGGCGAAAUGUAUCACACCCAUGAUGUUCGAAGCCGGUUGGCGUGAAUUCGGUGUUAGUGUUGAUGGAGGUCGGACAUACAAUUUCCGAGGAGAAUUCUUUGUCGUGCAACAUGGACGAGUUUCUCCGAGCAUCCAGCUGCGGGCUAUCGACGAUUGGUUUCUUGAAAACCCGCCCACGCAACUCACUCUGGAAUGGAAUCCCAGGAACAUGACAUGGGCCGAUGGUCUGCAAAUCGAUAUUGGUAUCUGGGGUUAUCGAGAAAAGAGUGACAACCCGGAAAUACAGUUCCUGGCAAAUAUUGCCACAAAUGUACCGAACAACAAUGGUCGUUAUCAGUUCGAUCCCCAUGGACUGACACCUGGUAAUUUCCACGCAAUAUUCACCUACGGAUUUCUUCGCAUCAACGCUACGGACACGUCGGGAGCGAGUUCUGCCGAAUAUCCACAUCUCUGGUCCGAAACCAUACCGUUAGCCUGGUACUUCCGGAAGCAAUGGCGAAAUACUAUUGGUGACGACUAUGCCGGGCAGUUCUGUCGCGAUUGGUACUACGGCGAUCGCGUUCUGCCGCAGUUUAUUGGUUAUCUCGAGCCAUGUCCCUGCACCCUCGCCCAAGCGCAGGCAGAUAAAGGUCGUUUCUUGCCGGAUUUUGAAUGCGACUACGACGGCCGCAGUACGUGCAACCUCCACAAGGAGGCCAUUCACUGCGUGCAUGGACCGGUGCACCCAUUCAAUGGAGCCGGACAGGAGUGCUGCUAUGAUCGAGAGGGAAAUAUUCAUUUGACGCACGAUAAAAAGUGGGGUGGAUCACCCAAUCGCGCCCAUCCAUGGGGUGUUAUUCCAUAUCGCGAAUCCCGUAAAGUGCCGUCACUGUCUAACUGGUUCCACGACAAUAUGCCCUGGUUUUUCUGUUGCCAUUGGUCAGACAACUGUGACUAUUAUGGACAGUAUCGCCGUGUUUCGCACGACUGCGUUGGAUACCAUCCGCCGGGCGCUGCUAUCAUCUUUGGAGAUCCCCACGUUAUCACAUUCGACAACAUUCACUACGGAUUCCACGGAAAGGGUGAUUACGUUUUGCUAAAGUCCGAUCUGCGACAGUUUCUAAUCAAUGUUCAAGCCCGUCUGGAACAACCUCCUCGGCAAUCUUUCGGUCUGAUCAACGCCACGGUGAUCCGAGCAGUCGCUAUGAAGGAAAACGACUCGGACGUCGUGGAAAUUCAGGCGCGUGAGUCGCACAAACGUUGGCGCUACCGCCUCCAGAUUCUCGUCAAUGGUCAACCGCGCUAUUUCGAUCGACCGUGGUUGAAGCUGCAAACCUUCAAAGGCGUAUCCAUCCACAGUCCUGAAUUUAAUUUGGAUCAGUCUAAUUUAGUCGUCCGAUUUCCGUCCGGUAUUGGUGUGGAAGUACAGGAAGUGCAGGGUUAUCUUCACGUGACCUCUUACGUGCCUCGCGAAAUACAGAAUCACACGUACGGCCUAUUCGGGAACUGGAGUGGAAUACCAGAAGACGACUUGAAAACGGCCAAUGGCAUCGAAGUACCGGUAUCGUCCAAUCCGCGGGCAAUAUACCAAGAUUUCGCAAAAACUUGGCAAGUUCAAAACAAUCCCAUCACCGGAUCAUCGUUGUUCCAGUAUCGCACGUACCGCGGUGACCUUAUGACAAAUACUGGUAACCCCAACGAGCGCGGCGAAGAAUGGUUCCCGGUUUUCGAUGAACCUCAAUAUCCUCCCGCGAACACAACGCUGAAGAUGUCGGAAGUGGAACAAUUAUGCGGUCCACCGAUACCAGAGAACAGAGAAUGCCGGUACGACUACCUCGUGACCGCUAACCGUCACAUCGCCGAAGCCACCGCCCAAGCCAAGAUCAACUUCACAGCAAUGCGCAACAACGGUCUGCGACCGGUGUUAAGCUGCGGCGCCAUUUUUACGCCCAAAUACGGAAUCAAAGAAGGCUACCGUAUUACCAGUGGUGCGUCCAGUACUUUCACCUGCAUGGACGGCUACUACCUGUACGGAACAGCUCAGUGGAAGUGUCUGCCGGAUGAAGGACGUUGGACCUAUGGCGAACUUCCGUACUGCAUGUCAUACGGAGAAUGGUCCAGAUGGGUUGCCGGUACAGCCAUGGGAAUCGUGUUAGCCGUUCUGAUACCUGCCGUCACGGUCAUCUUGCUAUGUCUCAGCCGGAAACGUUCCGACAGCUCAGGGCGAUCGGGAGCAGAGACACGCGCACUAAAUUCGCGACCAGCAACCUCAUCGGAACUGCCGACAGUUCAUAAGAAGACAACGACAGUGAUAACGUCAUACGAUACCAAAGAAGAAAGCCCAACCUCCAAGAAAAGCACAAUGGAAGCUGAUAAUAACGUGAAAACGGCGAUUUACACCAAGCCAGCGAAAGACAUCAGUCCGCCCUACCGACCAAAGGCGUAUAGUCCCCCGGGAGCGGGAAGAGGGCCACGUGAAACCAGUGCAUAAAAUAGCGCCAGUAUCGUAAUAACAGUCUUAUGUAAAUCUUCGGUUUACAGUACUAAAAGAAUAGUCUCCUUUGUUAGUGUUUUGUACAAUUGUUCCAGUUCUCAUCCAGUAAAUUUCAUGUACCGCGACUAUUUAUAAUAUGCGCGAUGACAUAUUUUAUUUUUUCAUCGUCAUAGUUUGUUGUUUUUGUGAAAUCAGUCAAAUAUUGUUAUAAUUUAGUAUUAUUUGUCAGUCCAAAACCAACUGAAUACAACAUAAUUAUGCAAAAUGAACGUCAACAGCAU